AUGAAAUUCUCUAUCAUACCUACUACCGCCUUGCCAGAGUAUGAGGGUCCAUUAUGUGUUGGUUCGGUGGUCAUUGAAACAAGUGUUCCUAAAGAACUUCAAUGUAAGUUAUCAAAUAUUGAACAUGAAUUGAAAACAGUUAAACUCCGAAUGUUUUAUCCUAUUUUUCCCACCAAAGAAGUAAAGCCCCGGAAAGACGAGCUUUGGCUCCCCUUCAAUGAAGGAAUUCCAAAUAUUGCUACAGGGUUUAAAUGGUGGAUGAUUCGAACAUGUGCAAGACAGUUUUCUAAAACUUCUUUACCUGUUUAUGAUGGGACUCUGUUUCAGGACAGUCAAAAUACUAAGCUGCCAGUAUUGUUGUUUAGUCAUGGACUUUUGGGUUCAAGGAAUGUUUAUUCUUCUUUAUGUGGAAAUAUCUCUUCUUAUGGAGUCGUUGUUUUGGCUUUAGAGCACCGUGACCAGACUGCUAUAAUUUCAACUGUUCGUGAUCCUAGUCACCCGGAUGAUAAAGGAUAUCUUGUUCAGUAUCGAGAAAUCAAGGAUUUUUAUAGCGAGGAUACUAUUGCAUUACAAAAGGACAGACUUCAUUUUCGUGAAAGGGAAAUUCAGCUUGCUGUGAAAAUGAUCCGCUCAAUCAACGAGCACGGUGUACCUAGCCUUGACACAGCCUACUCUUCUUCUGGUGAUCCUAACGUCUGUAAACGUCUGUUUGAAUCACUGAAAGGUCGCUUGAAUACUACAAAAGGAGAGCUUUUACUUUCGGGUCACUCGUUUGGUGCCGCCACCAGUGCUUUCAUAACAAACUCAUCAACUCGCUCCCUUGACAGCAGUAGCCUGCAUCAGGAAGAAUACAAAUGCGUAAUUUUGUAUGAUAUCUGGAUGUUGCCUGUUCUCCAGCUGAAUAUACAGAAAAUCAAGUACCCUACUAUAAUGAUCAUAUCUUAUGAAUUUCAACGCUGGGCUGAUAACUAUAACGCCUUGGAAAAUUGGCUUUUUGGCCGCAAAUCGAAAUCAGAUGUUGAUCAGGAAACUUCUGCAAACAAGCUUGAAAUUGUUCCAACUGAAAAACCAUCUCACGUGUUCGUCUUAGAUGGGACAGUCCACGCAAACCAAAGUGAUCUACCGAUUCUUUUACCGAGUAUGGUUUUCAAAUUACUUAAAGGAAAAGUUAAAGCUGAUCCUUAUGAGGCUGUUAUAAUUAACGCACGUUCUUCUGUUCAGUUUUUGCGGGAGAAUGGAGUCAAACUUCAAGGGGAAAAUGACCCCGACAGUUUAAAGUCGGAAGUCAUUCCUGGCUGGGAGAAAAUCAUCUAA
Schizosaccharomyces osmophilus is the source of this 1314-nucleotide messenger RNA. RefSeq names its product phospholipase A2 (gene plg7). The record is from RefSeq and is a predicted model, not a curated record. Gene Ontology annotation, molecular function: 1-alkyl-2-acetylglycerophosphocholine esterase activity. The transcript has a single exon. Bases 1 to 1314 code for a protein of 437 amino acids. NCBI's taxonomy places the organism in Eukaryota, Fungi, Ascomycota, Schizosaccharomycetes, Schizosaccharomycetales, Schizosaccharomycetaceae.